AUGGUAGUUGUCAAAAUAAUUGUCCUAAGUGUCUUAGGUAGAGGGACUCUUAAACACUUACUGUCAAGAGGUGCUCUCACAGUUGGCCUUGUGCGACAGUGUCAAACCAUCCAUGGACGUGACAGGACCUGUAUUCCUCCACGGCUGCCUCCUGAGUGGGUCACUACGUUAUUUUUCAUCAUAAUGGGAAUCAUUUCACUAACUGUCACAUGUGGUUUGCUGGUGGCUUCCCACUGGCGAAGAGAAGCUACUAAAUAUGCCCGCUGGAUAGCUUUCACUGGAAUGAUUCUAUUCUGUAUGGCAGCCCUAAUAUUUCCAAUAGGAUUUUACAUCAGUGAAGUCGGAGGUCAACCAUAUAAAUUACCCAAUAACACAGUGGUUGGGUCUUCGUAUGUACUGUUUGUCUUAUCCAUUUUCUUUACAAUAGUUGGACUUCUGUUUGCUGGCAAAGUUUGUUUACCUGGCUGAUGAAUGUUGGACUGCGGGACUUUGUUUUGGAAAAGAGCAAGACAUCAGAAUUGCAUUCUCAGGAGGAUGCCUAGAUGUGACUAUCAAACACUCACUGAAAAGAGGAAUGCUUUGACUUUUUUUCACUAUGCACUUUGGAUUAAAAAAAAGGAGAGCCUUUCCCAUAACCAAAUACAGACACCGUUGACUAAUCUCCUGAGCAUAUGUAAUGCAGUCAGGUCUGCACUGUGAUAGGAACUAGUGAAGAAUGCUUUACACUGAGAAGCAUAAUUCCCCAUGUUACUGUACUGUUCUAGUUUUUAAUGUCUAAUGAUUUGGAAGUCAAAGUAUUUAUGAACCUUGUGGUAGACCAGAGGGUUGCAGAGAAAUGCAAGCGAGGCUGGCCUCGCUGUGUAGGAGAUUAGUAUUUUACAUCCUCUGUCUCAUGAGCAAAGCCUUUGGCACCAGUAUGGAUCAGUCUUUCGUUGCUGCACCAAGAAGCCAAUAGAGCAAACGUUCUCUAAAAUGUAUGUAUCAUCAAGAAGACAUACAUCCCCUUCUCCCCCAUAAGCUGUAGAAAAACACUAAAGAACAUUUUAGAGGGGGAUUUCUUCCUUAUAUUUAUAUAAAUAUAUAUAUAAAUAUAUAUAUAUUUUGCUGAUGCAGUAUACAGUGUGUGUGUAUGUGUGCGUGUGUAUAUACACAUAUAUGUAUAUAUUUGUAUAUACACACAAAUGGUUCCUGGAAGAGAACUCAGAACGCUUUGCUAGCAAAACACUGUGGUGUGCAAAACUAGAACUCAAUAGAAAAAAAAGCCAUUUCUCUGAAGGCCACAUAGCUGAGAGUCUUCAGUUUACCUCAUUCUUUGUAGCAGCCCUUGAUUUUAACAGUUUUUGUAUUAGGUACAAACGAUCCCAUGCCUUCUUAGGUGCAAUUUUAAGUUAAGCUAAAAUUCUUUUUAUGGUAAUUUAUUUGUAUAUGAGGGUGGAAGGUGAGAUCAUGUCAUACCUUAAAGUUAAAAUUCUAAUUUUGGGAAACUGACACUAUUUAAAUUAUUAGCAACUGUUGUACAGAUAGUCUCUUUUUCUACUGCAUUGUUGUAUUAACAGUCAUUUGUGUUCAAACAUAGCAGUUUACCAUAGAUGAGCAUUUCUGUAGCACAGGUAAAAUGUAAUAUUUAAAGUAAUGCAAACACUAUUUCACUGCAAAGAUGGAUGGACUUAUUCACCUUUACAAAAAGAAAAAAAAAGAAAAAAAAAAAGAGCAAUAUCAUUGAGCAUAUGCCUCAUUUACUAAAGUGAUUAUAAAUGCAGAUUUAAGGGCCAACCAGAUUUAAAGUAAAUGUUCCUCACAAAAAAGCAGUUUUACUUUUCAACACAGAAAAAAAUCUUUGGCUCCGUGGGUGUUAUCAUACUUUACUACUCAGUCUACCUAGCAUACUUUACUACUCAGUCUGUUAGUGUCCCAGGAAGGCUGCCUGCACUCCCAGUAUCUGCUUGCCAGUUAAUCCAUGAUUUACCAAAAUAAUCACUUAUCAGAUAAGCUUAAGGGUUUGAAGAUAAGACAUUCUGUUCAAUUCUUUUAAACUGUGUACCAGUCAGUUCCUGCAGGAUUCCUGUUCUAGCAUUUCUCCCUGAUUCUGCUGAAUUAAACAGUUCAUAGUUCAUAUUUUGAUGUUCUUGAACAAACUUAUCAUUCUAACAGUCUAUGAGUGACUUUUUUUUCCCUUACAAGUAUAAGUGUUCAUAGAAUACUAAAUUUUUCCGAAGUACUCUAACCUGUAAAUACAGUCAGGCCCCAGCUAUUUGUAAAUGAUUUGGUUCCUAACUUAAGCCUUUAUCGGUAUGAAUGUUCUAAUUCCUUCCAGUGAUAUUGGAGGAAAGAUCAUAGAAUCAUAGAAUAGAUAUAUUAAAGAAAAUAAAUUAUGAAGAUAGAUAUAUUAAUGAAAGAUAAAAUGUCAGGUUAAGCUGCUGAAUAUGUCUAAAUUUUCAGCAUUACUGUGUAUUUAACCAAAGCUGAAGUAUUUGCUCGAACUUAGACUUGAAUUGUGACAAAGGAAAGCUCUUCUGUUUUCAGAAAUAUCACUUUUGUAAAUAGUUCUAGGUUCUUGUAACUGGAACACAGAGGGUGGAAGAGUUUCUUGGCUGCCAAGAUGCCACCCUUCGCCUACUUAUUUCAGGUAUAGUAACAUUGUGUAUGCAGUGGAUUUUGGCUUCAGUUAAAUGGAUCAUCAUAUAAUGAAAAAAUACAAAUACUGUUCUUGAAGCAUAGCCAGACUGUGGCAGGCUGGCUGGAAAUUGAUCUGAUCUGCCAAUGCUGUUGCUAUGAAUUAUUAAAUAACAGAUGUAACCAGCCAGCUGUUUUUAUUCAUAAUUGGAGAUUUCAAGUCCAGAAAUAGAUACAGCCAUCUGUAUUAAAAAUAAAAUGAUUCUAUCAGUAAAUGAAGAGACAGCUGUCAACAGUUGCUUUUAAUAACGUCACUAAGUACUAUAUAGUACAGUAUUAAUUUAUAGCAGAAAAUCAUAUCUUGUAAACUGUAUAUAAAACACUGUUUUAUGGUGCAAUCAUUUGUCAAACUUUUGUCUGUUACUUUUGUUUGAAAGAUGUGUACAUUAUUCUUCAAUA
Molecule: messenger RNA, 3072 nt
Organism: Meleagris gallopavo (turkey)
Lineage: Eukaryota; Metazoa; Chordata; Aves; Galliformes; Phasianidae
Source: RefSeq, a predicted model, not a curated record